AUGCCCAGCCAUCGUGUGACACCAGAACUCGUUAUGGCCCUUUAUGCUACUGCCUACUUUAUCGUGACUAUCACAGUCGCAGUCUCCUCUGGCAUCCACGUCAACCCAGACGACUACUUCACCGACAGCAACUUCACUAUCUUCACCUACCACCUGCCAGAAGACGCAGAUUUCAACAUGACCCUGGAUUACAUGGGUUUCACCGAUGUACCACCAGAUGGCGACUUCAAUUACAACAGCUAUGAUAUCGUUGGUGACAAAGACAAGUCACACAUGACCAAAACUCCUAAACCAACCAACAGACCUAGAGAAGGGGAUGAGCGGGAUAAGAUUGAGUUGUUUCUGGAGAUGGUUGAGGAGUAUGAGCAAAACAAGGAUAAGUGUAAACCGGGAACUGGCUAUAUCCUCGGUUCAGGUGUCAUCAAACAAUACGGUCUUAACCGGUUCAAAUCUCUUGCCAUGAUCGCCGUCAACCGAGCCAAUUUUUUGACUCGUAUCUGGAAGGUUGUGGAGAAGGAUGUUCUCCAUUCGGAAUACUUGCUGUAUUCACAGGUAAGGUCGAUCGUGGAGUCUGACCCCGAUAUCUUUGCUGCAGGCAACUGCUACGAUAAGGACGAGUUUAAAAACUACCACCUGUUUUGUCCGUUUGCUUAUCGACUGGAGGAUGGCAGGAUCAACGUGAAGGACCUGUCUUUGGAGUACGACUACCUGGGCAACACAUCGGAGUUUUUCUUCAGUGCUCGACAGAAGGCAGCACACCUGGACAAUUUUAAUUUCACCAAGGGUAA
Messenger RNA from Candidula unifasciata, 788 nucleotides. Lineage: Eukaryota; Metazoa; Mollusca; Gastropoda; Stylommatophora; Geomitridae. The record is from the annotation of a GenBank genome assembly.